CGAAUAUGGGAUUAUCUACUGAUGCGCUCGUUAUCACCAAGCCCGGGUCGGGAUUUGCAUUGGAGAAGAUCCAGUUAGAGGAAAUCGAGAAAGACGAGGUGCUGGUGGAGAUGUACGCAAGUGGGAUAUGUCAUACCGAUCUUAUCGUAGAGCAUGGCUUCCUACCUGUUGGAGGGUUUCCCAUCGUGGUGGGUCAUGAAGGCAGUGGUAUCGUCAAAGGCGUCGGGAGCUCUGUAACCAACGUUGCUCCAGGCGACGGCGUACUCCUCUCCUUCACUUCGUGCGGCACCUGCCGCGCCUGUAAGUCCCACCACACCGCCUACUGCGAGACCUUCCACGCAGUAAACUUCGGUUCCCAGCGACCUGACAAGACCCCUCGAGCAGCGAACGAGCAGGGACGGGUGGAGAUGGGCUUCUUUGGCCAGAGCAGCUUUGCGAGGGACUCGGUGGUUUGCGCUGCCAGCUGUGUUAAGGUUGAUAGGUUGACGGAGGAUGAGAUGAGGCUGCUUGCACCUCUCGGGUGCGGUCUUAUGACUGGUGCGGGCACGGUAGACAACAUCUUCGCCGCGACGGCCCCUGGCUCCAUCGCAGUCUUCGGCAUGGGCGGCGUAGGCUUUGGGGCCAUCUUCGCUGCCAAAUCACGCGGUCUCUCACCUAUCAUCGCGGUAGACAUCGACGAUUCCCGUCUCGCGCUCGCCCUAGAACUUGGGGCGACGCACACGAUCAUCGGCAAGCAGGAGAAGGACGUCGUAGGUGCUAUCCGGGCGCUGUCGAACGGAGGAGUGAAUUACAGCGUUGAGACUACCGCGAAUAACACUGUCAAGCUGCAAGCUAUCAACUCUGUAUACAAGCUUGGAAAAGUGGGGAUCGUAGGCACGACAGGGACGGACAAGGUCGAGGUCGAGGUAGAUACGAUGAUCAAGAGCGGUGCGUCUAUUAUCGGCGUAGCGAUGGGCGAUGCCUACACAUCCGAAUACCUCCCCAAGCUGGUGGAGGAAUACCGUGCUGGCCGGUUCCCGCUCGACAAGCUCACGAAGCACUACAAACCGGAGGAGAUUGACACCGCUGUGAAGGAGAUGAUCUCUGGCCAGACGAUCAAGCCGAUUAUCGUCUGGCGAUGAGAGGGCCGUGGUGAUAUGUAACUGUAGGGUGACUUGAUUUGUUAUCUGUUGUUUGAUCUCUUUGUACUGCCGGGUUGGAGUUAGCCUCGUUCUUUUGGCUGCCAGGAGGCUGUCAUUACACUUCCACGUCGAGUACCAUUAAGGUACUGCUGUUGCACACGUCCUAUGAAGCACCUACAGUGUGUGCAG
This is a messenger RNA of Dacryopinax primogenitus, 1310 nucleotides long. Its product is annotated as zinc-containing alcohol dehydrogenase. Gene Ontology annotation, biological process: formaldehyde catabolic process. The coding region runs from base 6 to 1121 and encodes 371 amino acids. The record is from RefSeq and is a predicted model, not a curated record. The transcript is spliced from 4 exons. Gene Ontology annotation, cellular component: cytosol. Gene Ontology annotation, molecular function: zinc ion binding; S-(hydroxymethyl)glutathione dehydrogenase [NAD(P)+] activity. NCBI's taxonomy places the organism in Eukaryota, Fungi, Basidiomycota, Dacrymycetes, Dacrymycetales, Dacrymycetaceae.